AAUCCAACCACCAACAUGAACAUCUUCCAGCGCAACAAGACCUUCCGCCCCAAGAAGACGUACAACAAAGGCACCAAACGCUAUGAUUUGCACAAGCGCGCCAAGGCAACGUUGGGCGGGGGCGACGUGCGAACGGCAGUCAAGCUGCCCGACAAUGAAGACCUCAACGAAUGGCUCGCUGUGAAUACGGUCGACUUUUUCAACGAAAUCAGCAUUGUGUACGGCACCGUGCUUGAGUUUUGCAACAAGGAGACCUGUCCGAUCAUGUGUGCCGGCCCAAAAUUCGAGUACCUCUGGAAGGACACGAAGGAAUACAAGACGCCGGCCAAACUGCCAGCACCAGACUACAUUGACAUGCUCAUGAGCUGGGUCGAAGACCAGCUGAAUGAUCAAACGCUCUUUCCGUGCAACGAGGAGACGCCGUACCCCCGCGGCUUUGUGGCGGCUGUCAAGAACAUCUUUCGCCGCCUCUUCCGCGUCUACGCCCACGUGUACUACUCGCACUUCGACAAGAUUGUGAAUCUUGGCGCAGAGGCGCACUUGAACUCGUGCUUCAAGCACUUUAUCUACUUUGUCACCGAAUUCGACCUGGUCGACGCUCGCGAACAAGAGCCGCUCAAGGAACUCAUUGCCAACUUGGCUCGCUAGAUAGCGUUCCCGUUCAAUCAAAAAAAGACUCGAGCUCUCUUUCUAUUAAACUUUGCCGCCCUCUGAUGCACUUCGUGCGUGGUCAUGGUGAAGGGGGCACGCGUGGGUCACGUCGGUGGGUGCUGCAGCCAUUUCGUGGUCGUCAGCAUCAUGCUUUGACGAGGGCAGAGAAGAGGCUUGAAAGCGAUACGAGUCGAGUGGCACCAUGCUCCGAGCGACUGCAACCUGAACUGCCACAGCAAUGGAGCUGUACCAGCUCCCCUCCUUGUCUUCAUCCAUCGUCGAGCAAUAUGAUGAUGGCGCGAACCGGCGCGAUACUGCCAACUCGUUGACGAC
This is a messenger RNA of Aphanomyces invadans, 984 nucleotides long. RefSeq lists its product as hypothetical. The transcript has 5 exons. Lineage: Eukaryota; Oomycota; Saprolegniomycetes; Saprolegniales; Verrucalvaceae. Gene Ontology annotation, cellular component: cytoplasm; nucleus. Gene Ontology annotation, molecular function: protein kinase activator activity. Bases 16 to 648 code for a protein of 210 amino acids. Gene Ontology annotation, biological process: signal transduction; positive regulation of protein phosphorylation. The record is from RefSeq and is a predicted model, not a curated record.